AAUCCAGUUCCCCUCCCCCACCCCAGCUCAUGCCCCAGCCCCCGAACUCCGGGGCUGCCAGCCCCCGGUGCCCCCGCCCCUCCUGAGAAUCGGGGUGUGCUCCCCAAGCCCCCUCCCCUCCAUUGGGGACCCCCUUUUAGGGCCCCCUUCCCCUCCCUCCCACGCUCCCUCCCCUUCCCUUCUCCAACCCCCUCUUUCCCCUCUCACCCCUCCCCCCAUCCUGGCCCCCCCUGCAAAAGUGGGGUGCGGAGGGGGGAGGGGUGAGAACCCACGGAGGGGAGGAACGAAACUCCGAUGAAGUCAGAGCCCCUUACCCGCCGCCGCGGCCAGCCCCCCCAACAUGGACUGUCUCUGUAUAGUGACAACCAAGAAAUACCGCUACCAAGAUGAAGACACGCCCCCUCUGGAGCACAGCCCGGCCCACCUCCCCAACCAGGUAAACGCCCCCGAGCUGGUGCACGUGGCGGAGAGGAACUUGUCCCACCUCGAGGCCGGCCACGGGGUCGUGGGCCACGCCCACCUCUCCCCCCUCAAGGCCAAUUCUCCUCCUGUGAUUGUCAACACAGACACCCUAGAAGCCCCGGGAUAUGAGUUGCAGGUGAACGGGACGGAGGGGGAAAUGGAAUACGAGGAGAUCACAUUGGAAAGGGGCAACUCAGGUCUGGGCUUCAGCAUCGCAGGCGGCACCGACAACCCACACAUUGGUGACGACCCGUCCAUCUUCAUCACCAAGAUCAUUCCUGGCGGGGCCGCGGCCCAGGACGGCCGCCUCAGGGUCAACGAUAGCAUCUUGUUUGUGAAUGAGGUGGACGUGCGGGAGGUGACCCACUCAGCCGCGGUGGAGGCCCUCAAGGAGGCGGGCUCCAUCGUCCGCCUCUACGUCAUGCGGCGGAAGCCUCCAGCUGAGAAGCUUAUGGAGAUCAAACUCAUCAAGGGGCCUAAAGGUCUUGGCUUCAGCAUCGCGGGGGGCGUAGGGAACCAACACAUCCCCGGAGAUAACAGCAUCUACGUGACAAAGAUCAUCGAAGGGGGUGCCGCCCACAAGGACGGGAGGCUGCAGAUUGGGGACAAGAUUCUAGCGGUCAACAGUGUGGGGCUGGAGGACGUCAUGCAUGAGGACGCCGUGGCAGCCCUGAAGAACACAUAUGACGUUGUCUACCUGAAGGUGGCCAAGCCCAGCAAUGCCUACCUGAGUGACAGCUAUGCUCCCCCAGACAUCACAACCUCUUAUUCCCAGCACCUGGACAACGAGAUUAGUCACAGCAGCUACCUGGGUACCGACUACCCCACAGCCAUGACCCCCACCUCCCCUCGGCGUUACUCCCCGGUGGCCAAGGACCUGCUGGGGGAGGAAGACGUUCCCCGGGAACCGAGGCGCAUAGUGAUCCACCGGGGCUCCACGGGCCUGGGCUUCAACAUUGUGGGUGGCGAGGACGGUGAGGGCAUCUUUAUCUCCUUCAUCCUGGCCGGUGGCCCUGCGGACCUCAGCGGGGAGCUGCGGAAGGGGGACCAGAUCCUCUCGGUGAAUGGUGUUGACCUCCGCAGUGCCAGCCACGAGCAGGCUGCCAUCGCCUUGAAGAACGCGGGCCAGACGGUCACCAUCAUCGCUCAGUAUAAACCAGAAGAGUACAGCCGAUUCGAGGCCAAGAUCCACGACCUUCGGGAACAGCUCAUGAACAGCAGCCUGGGCUCAGGGACCGCCUCCCUGCGGAGCAACCCCAAAAGGGGUUUCUACAUCAGGGCCCUGUUUGAUUACGACAAGACCAAGGACUGUGGCUUCCUGAGCCAGGCCCUGAGCUUCCGUUUUGGGGACGUGCUGCACGUGCUCGACGCCAGUGACGAGGAGUGGUGGCAGGCACGGCGGGUCCACCCCGACAGCGAGGCCGAUGACAUCGGCUUCAUCCCCAGCAAACGGCGGGUCGAACGACGGGAGUGGUCAAGGUUAAAGGCCAAGGAUUGGGGCUCCAGCUCUGGAUCACAGGGUCGAGAAGACUCCGUUCUGAGCUAUGAGACGGUGACGCAGAUGGAAGUGCACUAUGCUCGCCCCAUCAUCAUCCUUGGGCCCACCAAGGACCGAGCCAAUGAUGACCUUCUGUCCGAGUUCCCCGACAAGUUCGGAUCCUGUGUUCCCCAUACGACGCGGCCCAAGCGGGAAUAUGAGAUAGAUGGCCGGGAUUACCACUUCGUGUCCUCCCGGGAAAAAAUGGAGAAGGACAUUCAGGCGCACAAGUUCAUCGAGGCCGGCCAGUACAACAGCCACCUAUACGGAACGAGCGUCCAGUCCGUGCGAGAGGUGGCCGAGCAGGGGAAGCACUGCAUCCUCGAUGUCUCGGCCAAUGCCGUGCGGCGGCUGCAGGCGGCCCACCUGCACCCCAUCGCCAUCUUCAUUCGCCCCCGCUCCCUGGAGAAUGUGCUAGAGAUUAAUAAGCGGAUCACAGAGGAACAAGCUCGCAAAGCCUUCGACAGAGCCACCAAGCUGGAGCAGGAAUUCACAGAGUGCUUCUCAGCCAUCGUGGAGGGCGACAGCUUUGAGGAGAUCUACCACAAGGUGAAGCGUGUCAUCGAGGACCUCUCAGGCCCCUACAUCUGGGUCCCGGCCCGAGAGAGACUCUGACUCCCGCCCUGGUGUGGCCUGAACUCGCCCUGUCUCCGGCCCCCGGGCCCUUGGUCUGGACUGAAUUGCCCAAGCCCUGCGCACCCCCUGGCCUCCCUCCCGUCCCUUCUUAU
This is a messenger RNA of Felis catus (domestic cat), 2727 nucleotides long. RefSeq names its product discs large MAGUK scaffold protein 4 (gene DLG4). The transcript is spliced from 20 exons. NCBI's taxonomy places the organism in Eukaryota, Metazoa, Chordata, Mammalia, Carnivora, Felidae. Gene Ontology annotation, cellular component: neuromuscular junction; neuron projection; postsynaptic density membrane. The record is from RefSeq and is a predicted model, not a curated record. Gene Ontology annotation, biological process: AMPA glutamate receptor clustering; postsynaptic neurotransmitter receptor diffusion trapping; chemical synaptic transmission. The coding region runs from base 341 to 2614 and encodes 757 amino acids. Gene Ontology annotation, molecular function: kinase binding.